AUGGAAAGGGGGCAGUUGGCACAGGGUGGUGGAAGCUCCAGCGACGGGGAUCACGCCUGUCUCCUUCUGUUUCCUCAGGUGCAGGCGGAGGCCAGGAAAACCUGCACGGCAAAGCGGCCUCCCACCGUUGUGCGGCGCCCUGCAGCGCCCAGCGGUGGCAUGGCGGCCGUGUCCCACACCCUGCCCAAGGCCGGCGCUGGCUGCCUCUUCAACAGCCUGCAGCGGCGGGAGCAGGCCCGGGCAGAGCAGGCCCGGCUCCUGACCCUGCGGGGCAUCAUGGGCGACAGCUCCCUGCGGCCCACGCCCGAGGAAUGCCACGGCCCCAGCAACACGUGGCCUCAGAAAUGUGGCUGGAGGAAGGGGGGGCCGGGGGCAGCUGCCGCUGGACCUCAGCCCGGGGAGCUGCUCCUCUACGUCAGGAACCCGCUGGUGCAGGACAUCGAUGCCGAGUGCGGGGCAGCCCCUCAGAAACCCUGCCUUCCUCACCCCAAAAUCACAUGCCCCCGUGUUUCCCUGGGCUCUGUGCUCAGCCUGGAGCUGCCACGGGAUGCAGUGGUUCUGGGCUGCCGCCGAGGGACUGAGGCACGGCAGCAGGAAGCAGAGGGACAGGAGCAGAGGCAGGAUCAAGGGGUCCUGCCUGGUAAAAUGGAGUUUCAGAUGAUGGAGGGGACGCUGGAAAGGAAGCACGCCAGCUGCCGGGCCUGGGGCCUCUUCCACGCCGUGCUGAUGAGGCAGACACUGUGCUUCUACCAGGACCGCAGGGACAGCCUCAAGAGCUCCGUGGUGGCCCUUCCCCUGAACCUCUCCGGGGCAGUCUGCACCCCAGAUGCUGAGUACACCAAGAAGACCAACUGCUUCAGGCUUCAGCUGCAGGAUGGCUCUGAAUACCUCCUGAGGGCCCCCACCCAGCCCCUUAUGAACGAAUGGGUCUCAAAGCUGCAGCAAAACUCAGGUUUCCCCAAAGUGGAUUACUUCCAGGCAGCAGCACAGCAUGUCGAGGGCACUGGUGGUACUGGCAGUUUCAGCAAGUUCUCCAGCCCUGGGGCCUCCCACCUCCAGGGACAUCACCAGGUCACCAGCACCAAGAGCCAGGAGAUGGUGGUGUUACCCUGUGCAAGCCCACUACUGCAGCGGUCUCUGGGCAGCCAGGAUGGCCCAGUCGAUGGGACUGUGACAGCAGCAGAGAAUGCUCAGGGGGCUGGGCACAAGGAGCAGCAGUGGCCAUCCAGGGCAUCCCCCGGGCUGUGGGACAACAUCUGCCCAGAGGAUGACUAUGGGCUGGUGGCCAACAAGAGGAGGUCCUACUCCUUCACCUCAGCCACGUACCAGAAGCUGAGCCCGCGGGCGGUGCCCCAGGAGGCGGCGGGGGCCGGGAGCAGUUACUCGGUCACGCUGUACAUAGGGGAGCAGGCUGUGCCCCGGGCACGCUGCCACUCCUUCGUGGCCCCAACAGGGAGCCCCCGCGACGCGCGGGGGGAGAAGACCACCAGCCCCCCUCGCACCAAGAACAAAUCUGUCUUCAAGAAGUUCUUUGGGAAGAAAGAGUGAGCCCCAGACAAAGGGAGAAAAUGCCCUAACCUGCCUCUUAUCCUCCUCUUGGGCCGCUCUGGCGUGGUCUCUACUCCCAGCAGCAGUUCAUGGCUCACUGCCUCCCCAGGGGCAAGGGGCUCUGCUUCAGCCAGCCCUGAGGCUGCCCUGUGCCCCAGCCACUGCAGCCCCCAGCCUCAGCCUGGUGCUGAGCACCUCUCCUGCCCAGUGCUCUCCCUGGGUGCUGCUGGCUCCCCAGGCAUCCUAAUGACUCACAGCACAAGCAGAGGGGGGUGGAUGAUGGUUUUUAUUAAAAGAUAAAUGGACA
Agelaius phoeniceus (red-winged blackbird) is the source of this 1855-nucleotide messenger RNA. The record is from RefSeq and is a predicted model, not a curated record. Lineage: Eukaryota; Metazoa; Chordata; Aves; Passeriformes; Icteridae.